Patella vulgata (common limpet) is the source of this 1097-nucleotide messenger RNA. RefSeq lists its product as uncharacterized. The record is from RefSeq and is a predicted model, not a curated record. The transcript has 2 exons. The annotation marks the transcript as partial. NCBI's taxonomy places the organism in Eukaryota, Metazoa, Mollusca, Gastropoda, Patellidae.
GUCAUAAUUGUAAGUUGGACAUUAGCGAUAAAUCAAGUCAUUGUUCGAUGAUUCUUCCUGUGUGGAUUUCCCAUAUGUCAAAUCCAGAAUAAGAAUGUCUUGUAUAUGCCCUUUUAGAUACUCAGUCAGACUCUAGUUUCAUUUCAGAUACGACUUGCGAUCAGUUAGGUAUCGAUGGACCCCACAUACAGUUAUCAUUAUCAACAAUGUUUGCGAAAGAUAUGCGAGUAGAUAGUCGUAAAAUGACUGGUUUAAUUAUCAGAGGACAUAACUGUGACAUUAGAAUUCCUUUGUCAACUGCGUAUACAAGAAACGAAAUACCUGCUAAUCGUUCUCAUAUCCCUACACCUGAAAUAGCUUGUAGGUGGCCUCACCUUGAAACAAUUGCGAAUGAAUUAAUGUCACUGAACUCUUGUGAGAUUGGUUUGCUUAUUGGUUAUAAUUGUUUCCGUGCGUUAUUACCUCGUGAAGUUAUCCCCCCUGUAUUGAAUGAACCCUUUGGUCAGAAGACAGAUCUUGGAUGGGGAAUUAUUGGUAAUGUUGAUCCAGACAUGAAUAAUGAACUUAAAUGCGAUGAGUUUAUGUUUUGUAGUCAUAAAACUGAGAGUAAUGUUCAACCACUUCAUUCGAUUAGAGAAGUCUCCGAUCAAAACAUUCGAACACGACUUAAAGAAAUCGUAAGCCCUUUUAAUAUUCUCAAGAUUUUAGAAACUGACUUUAGUGAUCUCCACUCUUGCAGUAAUCAAACAUAUUCACGUGAAGAUAAACAGUUUUUGAAUAAAAUGUCAGAAAGUAUACAUUUAACAUCUGAUAAUCACUAUGAGAUGCCCUUGCCAUUUAGAGAUAGGGAACCUACACUUCCUAACAACCGAGCUCAUGCGUUACAAAGACUUUUACCAUUGCGUAAUAAAUUUAAGAAGGAUGAAAAUUAUCGACAUGAUUAUCGUCAGUUUAUGUCAGACAUUAUAAGUAAAGGAUAUGCAGAAAAAGUUCCUGCGGAUGAACUUCAUCAAGAUAUCGGUAGAGUAUGGUAUAUCCCUCACCACGCGGUUUACCACCCGAAGAAGCCUAACAAAAUACGCGUAGUAUUUGAUUGC